Messenger RNA from Mya arenaria, 1787 nucleotides. Its product is annotated as galactose-binding lectin-like. Bases 172 to 1029 code for a protein of 285 amino acids. The transcript has 4 exons. NCBI's taxonomy places the organism in Eukaryota, Metazoa, Mollusca, Bivalvia, Myida, Myidae. The record is from RefSeq and is a predicted model, not a curated record.
UGCAUAUUUGCUGAGUAUUUUUUGUGUAUUUUAUUGUAAUUAAUUUUGAUCGACAAUAAACUAGUCGUGAUACAAUUGGAUACCAUGAUUGUUUUCGUGAGGUCGUUCGAUAUACUUAAACGUUACUUAUAACAUAUCGCUGAUCUACUGUGGUAUUUAAGGUAGUAGAUCAUGUCUGAGCCAUUCCUCAUCAAACACCGGUCAAAUGGGAAGUUUUUCCAUCCCGAUGGUGGAAAGAGCAACCCUGGCAAUGGCACAAGUGUCGUUCUCCACAGCGACAUACACGCCAACAUGCACUGGCGCUUUCGCAAAGAAACGGACUACUGGGGCUACAUCGAACACGUCGCCAGUGGCAAGUGCAUCCAUCCGAAUGGCGGCAGUCUGACUCCCGGGAACGGAACUAGGCUGGUCAUCCACAGUGACCGCCACUAUGGCGCACUUUUUGCUCUCGAUAGCAAAAACGAUCACGUUAUUCACAAGGGCGGCAGAUAUGCGCAUCCAGAUGGUGGACGUCCUGACCCCGGUAAUGGAACUACUGUCGUCCUCCAUUCUGACAUACACGACGCCAUGCGCUUCCAGUUUGUAUCACCAAAAGACCCUAGUAAAGAGAUCCUUGUGUACGGUAGCCCAAACGUCAUCGGUAAAUGGGAGAUAAUCAACGCCGUCAUCAACCCGAAGGCCGAGCAUAAGAGUACAAUAUCUGUCAAGAUUGGCAAGUCCAAGACGGAAAGCACGACUUCUACGUUUGAAUACAAAUGGGAGUCCUCAUUCGGCGUGGCGAUUAAGGCAAUCACAGCCUCCGUGAGUCAAUCGGUGAGGUUUAUGAUUGAGAAAACUUCGUCUGAAACAUGGACAGAGGAAAAAACAAGAACAAAGGAGAUUACCGUGUCACCUGGGAACACCGUCGUAACCUGGCAGUACAAGUUCGCCGUGGAGCAGAAUGAUUCACGUGCCCUGUUCCAGAGUAAUCUAUUGGCUGACACCGACAGCGAGACCACUGUUCCACGUGAAUUCAAAUACAGCGUCUAAUCAGCUUAGACUUGUUGACAACGAAACCGUUACGCUUGGAUAGUUAAUCAGCAUAUUAAACACUUAUAUAUAGCUCAUCAAAGAUCCACUAGCCAUAUGUAAACCUAGUAAACAUACGUUAAAGACAUAUUUGAACUGAAUACAUUUUAUAAACCUAUUCUUUCAAAUGAAACAUGAUCAAUUGAUUUCAUACAUAUGAUAAACGCUCUUUAAGGUAGAUGAAGAAAGAUAAAUGUGAUUAUAAUAAGCACAAAUAUAUCGGCCCUACUUAAUCAUGUAUCCAAUACCUAUAAGAUUCUUAAUUCAAGUUUCUUAAGUUUGAACCGCUUUAAAUCAGUUAAAUACAUAUUCAUUAUGUAAGAAAUGCUUAAAUAUAUGCUAAUAGACGUCGCUUAUAACAGUUUCAGUAAGCAAUUCCAUGCCUUCAUUUACUUAGGGUCUGUUGAAGCAAAUGUCUUUAAAAUGCAAAUACAAUACAAAUUAUACCCACGAUUCAAGGGACGGAAUGAAAAUAGAACUUUAAUAUGAUGCUCUUUCAAGCCUGAAAAUGCCUCCCAGAACUUCUAUCAACAGAUUCCAGAUAUAUACAAGAUUUGUGCUCUAGUUACUCUUUCUUUGGUAUAAAAGUGAAAACAAAUCUGCAUGGUUUUGUGGCAUCAUACCACGAAACACAAAAAAACUGAUAUCUUCAAAAUAUAUUUUCUAGUUUGUUUUUAUUGUAAAAUUGAAAAUAAAUCUGCAUGGUGCUGAAAAAAACA